AUGAUGGGUAAACUACGUGAGUCCUUGGCUGGGCCGGGAUAUGUCAUUCUCAAUGUUAUUCGUGCGAUCAAUAUCAUUGUCUUUCUUGAUAUGAUCGCUGCUUGCGUGGUCAUGCUGGUUAAGACUGAAACCACCAACGGAUUUUUCUUUUUUGAAGCUGUCACUCAUGUUGUUGUGGCCCUCGUCAGCAUUUUCUUGAUCAUCUCUGAGCUGCCGAUUCUUCGGGGCUACUUUAACCGACAAUGGCCUUUGUUCGGCGAAGAGGCCGGUUUUAUGGCGCUUGCUGCAAUCAUGAUGAUCCUGGGGAUCGCUACCCUGGGUAAUCUGAAUUUUGCUGCUAAUAGCCAGAAGAACCUUGGGUUGGCAUUUUGGCGUGUUGUGAUUUCAGCAGGAGUCUUGGCCAUGGUCAUGAGUCUGGUGAACAUAUUGACGACAAUCGUUUUCACAAAUCACCAGUCUGGUGUUAGCGCACGCCAUGUCCGGGCAUACGGAGCUGUCGCACCGCGAAAGGUGCUCAGUCGGGCUAGCAGCCGUCGCUCUUUCCAGCUUAGCAUCAAGCGUGAAGAUUCUCUUCCAACUUACAGUCGAGAGCCUGCCUUUAAGCGGUACUCACGCCAGUUGGCGAACCGUAUUCCUAUCAAGAUCUCCUCGCCUUUCAGCAAUCCCAAUAACGUCACCAAUGCUAGUGAUGUUACGGAGACUACCAAGGAUGAUUGCGCAUCGUCCAAGUACUCUCGUUCUUCGGGGGGAGAUCCAAGAGCCUGA
Messenger RNA from Penicillium malachiteum, 765 nucleotides. RefSeq lists its product as uncharacterized. The coding region runs from base 1 to 765 and encodes 254 amino acids. The transcript has 3 exons. The record is from RefSeq and is a predicted model, not a curated record. NCBI's taxonomy places the organism in Eukaryota, Fungi, Ascomycota, Eurotiomycetes, Eurotiales, Aspergillaceae.